This is a messenger RNA of Meyerozyma guilliermondii ATCC 6260, 642 nucleotides long. RefSeq lists its product as uncharacterized. The record is from RefSeq and is a predicted model, not a curated record. The coding region runs from base 1 to 642 and encodes 213 amino acids. Lineage: Eukaryota; Fungi; Ascomycota; Pichiomycetes; Serinales; Debaryomycetaceae. Gene Ontology annotation, molecular function: nuclear import signal receptor activity. The transcript has a single exon. Gene Ontology annotation, cellular component: cytosol; nucleus. Gene Ontology annotation, biological process: protein import into nucleus.
AUGUUUGGAUCUGUCUGCACCGGUCGACCAGUACAAUUUGCGACGCAAGUUGAAGCCAACAAAUGGGUGAUAGCCAUAGAAAGUGCCCAGAACGUCUCACAUGUGGCGAUUUUUUUCGUUCCUAAUGCCACUUUUGACCCCAAUUGCACCGCAUUGGUUUAUUUUCAAACGCCAGGAUCCACGGAAUUCAAGUUGCUCGGAGGAUUGAACACGGCCAAACCUUCCGCAAUCUACAAGCUAAACAAUAGCACCUCGGCUACUUACCAAGUGGAUGAUUCAGCAAUGAUGGACGAUACUCCAGAAGCGGAUCCCGCCGCCGUUAUCAACGUGGGAAUCUCUAUAGAACCCACUCCAGUUGCCGAGCAACAAUUGCAAAUGGCGAGAAAGUCAGGACCACCCGGAGUCAAUUCUGGGCUGACAAGUACCACCAGUAGUGCAUUGGUGGUACUGACCCCGGCUGGCAUCCCUACACCAUCGAUCGCCGAGAUGGCCAAGAAAAUUGUGGGAAACGCAUACAAUUACUUGGGCAGUUUUGUUGAUGCGUCUGGAAACGUGCCAAUGAAGGCGUUCGAUACGUGGUGGACCAAAUUUCAGGGAAAAUUGGAACGCAAUCCGUCGUUUCUCAAUGAGUUGCAAGACUAA